AUGAAAUUAAAAACGUCAAACAACUUGGAGCGACUCUUUCACUUGUGAGCGUCAAAAAUUUUGUUGUUUUCUAGCAAACGAUUUUCAAAACAUAAAAAACAUAAUUUUCAUACAAUACUAAAAUCAUGGAAGUGAAAGAGUGCAACGAUUUGGCCGAAGAGAAUCAAUUUAUUGUGGACGAUGUCAGUAAAAUUAUCAAGGAAGCCAUAGAAAAUUCUAUUGGUGGUACUGCUUAUCAGCAUAACAAAGUAAAUCAAUGGACAUCUGCGGUGGUGGAAUCAUGUUUGGGACAAUUGACGAAGUUGCAGAAGCCUUACAAAUACAUAGUGACAUGCACAAUAAUGCAGAAAAGUGGAGCUGGACUACAUACAGCAUCGUCAUGUUUUUGGGACAACAACACGGACGGAUCCUGCACAGUCCGCUGGGAGAAUAAAACCAUGUACUGCAUUGUUUCUGUAUUUGGCCUUGGUAUCUAAAAUAACUUUUGUUUUAAGUAAACUAAAAUGACUCUACACUGUUGUCGCUUGCAUCUUGUCUCGAAGAAAUUAAUUAGACAUUUCAUGUACUAUGAGAGUAGUAUUGUAAAUUUUAUUGGAAAUGGAGAUAUAAAAUUUACUGUUACAGAUCAGAAAUUAAUGAUUAAAAUGUUAUAAUUGCAAUUAAUACAUUAGAAUUAAAAUUCCACUGUAAAUGUUAUGGAUAGAAUGCACUUUUCAUUUUUUUUUCAGUGAAGAUGUUUGUUUUCAAAUCAUGCAUAAAUAGACGUGAUUGACAUUAUACCUGCUUAUCUCUGGUAUAUAUGGAUGGAGGGAGGGUUGGGCAUAACUCAUGCAUGGUUUGUGAACACUGCAGACUUUAGUCAUACUUAAUUUUAAGUAAUUAGGAUAUAUUUUCGUACUCAAUAAAAAUAUAUCGGAAUC
This is a messenger RNA of Plodia interpunctella (Indianmeal moth), 920 nucleotides long. RefSeq names its product Dynein light chain 90F (gene Dlc90F). Gene Ontology annotation, biological process: microtubule-based movement. Gene Ontology annotation, cellular component: cytoplasm; cytoplasmic dynein complex. The record is from RefSeq and is a predicted model, not a curated record. Lineage: Eukaryota; Metazoa; Arthropoda; Insecta; Lepidoptera; Pyralidae. The coding region runs from base 126 to 476 and encodes 116 amino acids. Gene Ontology annotation, molecular function: dynein intermediate chain binding. The transcript is spliced from 3 exons.